Messenger RNA from Phyllostomus hastatus (greater spear-nosed bat), 4933 nucleotides. It is a transcript of the gene MFSD8, whose product is annotated as major facilitator superfamily domain containing 8. Gene Ontology annotation, cellular component: lysosomal membrane. Bases 101 to 1657 code for a protein of 518 amino acids. Lineage: Eukaryota; Metazoa; Chordata; Mammalia; Chiroptera; Phyllostomidae. The record is from RefSeq and is a predicted model, not a curated record. Gene Ontology annotation, biological process: transmembrane transport. The transcript has 12 exons. Gene Ontology annotation, molecular function: transmembrane transporter activity.
GCGCACUUGGCUGGAUUGUUUUGACAGGUCGGGCCGAGUAGGUUGUAGAGCAGUAGAUGUCGCGAGAGUUAGCCUCACAGCUCCUGUGGGCGCUGUAAGUAUGGCGGGCCUGGGGACCCCGUCUGAACAGGAGCCACUCUUAGGCGACCGCACACCCGGAAGCAGGGAAUGGGGUAUUAUAGAAACUGAAGAGCAUUAUGAGAGCCGAUGGAGAUCUAUUAGGAUUCUGUAUCUUACUAUGUUUCUCAGCAGUGUAGGGUUUUCUAUUGUGAUAAUGUCAAUAUGGCCAUAUCUCCAAAAGAUCGAUGAGACAGCUGAUGCAAGUUUUCUGGGCUGGGUUAUUGCUUCCUUUAGCCUUGGCCAGAUGGUAGCUUCGCCUGUAUUUGGUCUGUGGUCUAAUUAUAGACCAAGAAAAGAACCUCUCGUCGUCUCCAUCUUCAUCUCGGUGGUGGCCAACUGCCUCUAUGCGUAUGUGCACGUCCCAGCUUCUCACAACAAAUACUACAUGUUGGCUGCUCGUGGAUUGGUGGGGUUCGGCGCAGGAAAUGUAGCAGUUGUUAGAUCAUAUGUUGCUGGUGCUACUUCUCUUCAGGAAAGGACAAGUUCCAUGGCAAACAUAAGUGCAUGCCAAGCAUUAGGUUUUAUUCUAGGGCCAGUUUUCCAGACCUGUUUCGCACUCAUUGGAGAAAAGGGUGUGACAUGGGAGACGAUACAGCUUCAGAUCAACAUGUAUACAGCACCAGUUUUACUCGCUGCCUUCCUGGGAGUUUUAAAUAUUAUUCUCAUCCUUAUUAUAUUAAGAGAACAUCGUGUGGAUGACUCAGGACGACAGUGUAAAAAUACUAAUUUUGAAGAAGCAAGUACAGAUGAAGUUCAGGUUCCCCAAGGAAAUAUUGACCAAGUUGCUGUUGUGACCACCAAUGUUCUGUUUUUCGUGGUCCUGUUUAUCUUUGCCCUUUUUGAAACCAUCCUUACUCCAUUAACAAUGGAUAUGUAUGCCUGGACUCGGGAACAAGCUGUGUUAUAUGAUGGGAUAAUUCUUGCUGCUCUUGGAGUUGAGGCCAUUGUUGUUUUCAUGGGGAUUAAAUUACUUUCCAAAAAGGUCGGCGAGCGUGCUCUUCUCCUGGGAGGACUCGUCGUCGUGUGCGCUGGCUUCUUUGUCCUGUUACCGUGGGGGAGUCAGCUUCCCAAAGUGCAGUGGGAAGAUUUGCAUAAUAGUUCAAUCCCUAAUACCACAUUUGGGGAAAUGGUGAUUGCUCUUUGGAAGUCUCCAAGCGACCCCAGUGGAGAGCCAACCGGCUGCCCAGUUGAACAAGCCUGGUGCCUCUACACGCCCGUGAUCCACCUGGCCCAGCUCUUCACGUCGGCGGUGCUCAUUGGGAUGGGCUACCCAUCCUGCAAUGUCAUGUCCUACACCCUGUAUUCGAAACUUCUGGGACCGCAGCCUCAGGGUGUCUACAUGGGCUGGUUAACGGCUUCAGGAAGUGCCGCGCGGAUCCUCGGGCCUGUGUACAUCAGCCAAGUGUACACGUCCUGGGGCCCACGAUGGGCCUUCAGCCUUGUCUGUGGAAUCGUGGUGCUCACCAUCACACUCCUGGGAGUGGUUUACAGGAGACUCGUUGCUUUUUCCGUAAGGCACGGAAACAUUCAAGAGUAGCCCGGCUGACAGACACUGCCAUGGGAGAGCUUGCUGCGUGGGGCUUCCUUACUGAGGCUCUGCUAGACAGUGAGUGCUCUGGGUCGGUCUCAGAAGCCUGGCUUCGGGUGCCGUGCAUUCUGAAUGGCAGGAACAUAUGUUGAAUAACACAGGGAGCUCUACGAGUAAUUGUGAAUAGUAAGGUACAAAAACAUUCUGGAUCAUAAUUUCUUUUUCUCAAAAAAGAAAUAUUCUUCAUUCAGCACCCUUUUGGGGGUUCCAUGAACUCAUGAGUGAAUGAACAAUGGCCUACAAAUGUGAAAUUGUAUUUUUAGUUCAAACUGCAGAGGCGUCAUUUAAAGUAACGAAAACAUAUAUGCAGUGAAACCAUAGUAGAGUUUUGAAAGAACUACCUAUAACAUGAUGAAAUUAUAGAAAUUGUUUACCUAAAUAGCUUUUAUUCAAAGAUAGCUACUUUUGAUUUAAAAAUGUAUCCUCUAUUCUAUCAAGUUUCUUUAUGAAACAAAUAUCAUGCCUCUUUAAUUUUUCCACUUACCAUGACUGACAUAUCCCACCUUACCAUCUUUAAGUUAUUUUUAAUACACCUUCUGUCUUACCUCACUAAGUAACCCCUAAUUUUAGUAGAUGAGUAACAAUGAUUCCAUUAUUUUAGCAAUAGAGAGGAUGAAGAGAUCAAGAUGGAUUUCACUGCCUUUAGUAGGGAUACUUUUUUCUUUCAAGUGCUAAUAAGUAGUUCACUUUAGAAACACAAGCCAGGUAUGUUUUUGUAUAUACCUACUGAACAGCAAACUGUUUAUUAUUACUGGCAUUUUCACCUCCUUAAGUUCUGGAGGAAAAUGAUCACUUUAUUUAUUUUUCUUUCCCGUCACUUAGCCGUGGCAGGGCAGACACAGCAGUUUUCAUCCGUCUGCACAGCUGUUCAGACCCGCAGAACUUCACACUUGGACGGCCCCCAGCGGCCCCAGUGCAGUCAGGCAAGAUGGUUUUCAUCUCACGGUUUGCUGAGUGUGCUUAAGAACAAGGUCUGUGUGUGCACGUCUCUACCACUACGUAAGCUGGGUGCUGGUAAAAAGAACUAGUGUAGAAGGAUGUGCAUGCACGAUCAGGGCUACCAAAAAAAAAGUAACACUGGUUCUAAGUAUUUUGUAAAUGUUUUCUACUGUAAGUUAUAAAUAUUUUCAAAUCUGAGAGUAAACACUAUGAUCUGCACUUUAUACUGAGUUUCUGGUACUGAAUUUGUUUUGUUUUGUUUUUGGCUUGAACGACAGAAAUCUAUUUCUCACAGUUCGGGAGGUAGGAUGUCCAAGACCGAGUAUUGGCAGGGCUGGUUUCUUCUGAGGCCUCUCUCCUCGGCUUGUAGAUGGGUCUGUUCUCCCUGUAUCUUCUGUCUGUCUGUCUCCAGCUUUAUGGAGAUACAGUUGACAUGCAGCAUUGUGUGAGGCUAAGCUGUACAUGUUGAUUGGAUACGCUUACAGACUGUAAAAUGAUUAUCAUAGCAUUAGCGAAUACCUCUAUCACAUCACAUCACAUCCAUUUCCUUUUUGUGGUGAGAACAUGUAAUAUCUACUCUGUUAGCAGCGUUGAAGUUGUGUAAUGCAGUAUUACUAGCUGUAAUCUCCAGGCUGUUCUGAGGUCCCCAGAACUCGGGCACUCCAUCACGGCUAGCCUGCCCUCUCUGACCAGCGCCUCCACCUUCCCUCCAGCCCCAGACCUGGCAGCCGUCAUACGGCUCUCUGCCUCAGCCAUGCGGCUCCUUGAGACCCCACGGACCAGUGAUACCACCCCUAGCAUAGUGCCCCCGGGUCCAUCCCUGUCAUCGCAAAUGGAUCUGCUUCCUUAACGGAGUGAUGUUCCAUGGUGUAUUAGUAUGUAUGUAUGUAUACAGACCACACUCCCACCAAGAAACAGGUGUGAGGUGGUAUUUCAUACGGUUUUGAUUGGCAUUUCCACGCGGAUUAGUGAUGUGGAGCACCUUUUGAACGUACCUGUUGGCCAUUCGUGUGUCUUCCUUUGGCAAAUGCCUUUUGAGAUCCUCUGCCCAUUUUCUUAUUGGAUUGUUUCAGCUUUUUUGCCACUGAGGUUUGCUGUCUCUUCAAUCCAACGUCUUCAGCUGUAAUAGAAGGCUGAGCCUGGCAGAAAUCCUGUGAUAGCAUUUCAGAGAUUGUUUUCACUCCUCUCCACCUCCCGUAGCAAGACCCUGCUUCAGCUAGAUUUAUCAGAGCGCUAGCCAGUUUUCUGGCUGUUGGGUCACGUCCUGGGAUCUCUUCCCUGAUGUUUCACAGCUCCUCCUGUCUUACGUUUUCGGGGUGCUGUAAUCCACCCUUGGUGUGGGUGCUGUGCAUGGUAGAAAUAAUGAUAAUGAUAAAAAAUGGUAACAAUGAACAUUUAUAGAGUUCAUAUCCCAGGUAAUGUGUAAGGUACAGUUUAAUUCUCAGUUUUAUAGAUUAAAGGUAUUAUGAUUUCCAUUUUACAGGUGAAGGAACAGAGGCACAGAAAAGCUAAAGUACUUGUCUAAGUAACAGUCUGUCUUCAGAGCCACACUCUUAACCACUAUGUUUUUCAUAGUGAGGAAAACAGCCCAGUUUGCAGUAACAGGUAAUGAAUUGCUAAUUGUAAAUUAAGUUACCUGUACCAGUGACUCUGAUUAGCAUAAGUAUUUGACAAAUAUAAUUUGAUGCCCAUUGACAGGCUUUUAUCUUAGUUCAAUGAUUAGCCUGUUUCUAUGCAAGAAUAUGACAUAGAAAGGCUUCUCAAUUUCUAAAAAUGUAUAAUAAUGCAAACAAAUUAUACUCACAAAAAUGACCGCCAUGUUUUUAGCGAGAAUACGGUCUUCUCUGGGGGAUUACCCACCAGUGCACACCGGGGCACAAAAGAUGAGGAAGUAACAUGGGGUUGACGAGAGCAGCAAGGUGAAGUUUGAGGAAAAAAUCACUAGUUGGGGUGUUAGGUGGGGCAAGUUGAAUAUAAACAGAAAAAGAUGAUAGCAAGCCCAAAGGUAUGAAAAACUCCUAAAAGUAGUAUAUAUUUAAGAAACGAUGUUUUUAAAACCUAAACUUGUUAAGAGUGACUGUCAUAUUUUGUGGGGAUUUAUGAUUUCACAAAACAUGCUACCUUCCUAAGUUUGGCUAUAUUUAAAAUAAACUUCAGUUAAAAAUCUAUAAAUAAACUCCAGUUUGUAUAAAACUUUUCUCUUGCCUAAGUAAAAUAAAUCUGUAUGUAAUUUGUUGUUUUGACAAGGAUAAACUAUCUGCUCAAGAAUAAAUUAUUUUAAGAGGA